AUGCAUACCGACAAAACUCACUGGACCUGCUAUAGCUCACCUUAUUUUCAGCGAGAGAUCAUCUCGCUUCAUGUUGGACAGGCCGGCGUUCAAAUUGGCAAUGCGUGCUGGGAGUUGUACUGCUUAGAGCAUGGAAUUCAGCCUGAUGGAAUCAUGCCUGGAGAUAAGACCCAAGGCGUCGAGGACGCCUCGUACAACACGUUCUUCUCGGAAACACAAAGCGGUAAGCACGUCCCACGUGCGGUGUUCGUUGACUUGGAGCCCACCGUAGUCGACGAGGUGCGCACGGGAACCUACGCGAAGCUGUUCCAUCCGGAACAGCUAAUAACCGGCAAGGAGGAUGCGGCCAACAACUACGCACGUGGUCAUUAUACCAUCGGCAAGGAGCUCAUCGACGUAUGCAUGGAUCGAAUUCGACGUUAG
Cooperia oncophora is the source of this 423-nucleotide messenger RNA. The record is from the annotation of a GenBank genome assembly. Lineage: Eukaryota; Metazoa; Nematoda; Chromadorea; Rhabditida; Trichostrongylidae.